Molecule: messenger RNA, 844 nt
Organism: Moneuplotes crassus
Lineage: Eukaryota; Ciliophora; Spirotrichea; Euplotida; Euplotidae
Source: the annotation of a GenBank genome assembly
GGAAUAUAAUAAUUGUAUCAUAAUGGAAUCCACCAUCCAGAAAAUAGAAGAUGUACACGAACAAAGAGAAAGCUAUGAAGAAUCUGUACAGACAGAGGAGAAAGCUCUUGGCAGAGAAGUAUUGCCAAUUGUCUAUCAAAACAUAUACUCUUGAUAUCCUGACAUUUCGGGGGUAGAUUCAGAUUCUUGUAUUGCUUCAGUCACACCUUGAGAUAUAACUUAUAUGGACCUUUACUUAGAAGACCAAAAAUGUAUCAAAUUUAUUAAAAAGAGACCUUUGCUCUCUUGCGUUAUUAUUGAUGAAUUUCGUUGGGAUUAUUUCAAAACAGCUAGAAAGAAUGAGGCCUUAAAACUAUUGUUAUCAUUUCCAGAAAGAGUCAUUUCAUUUAAUUUUAAUAACUCUUUGAGAGAUCCAAUCAACCUCCCCACCUUGUAUUUAGAUUCCAUUAUCAGACUAAAUUUCAGGGUAUUAAAUAAAAUGCGUCUCGAAUGAUUUUGAAUAAACUUUUGAAAUCUAAAGAAGUUCAUUACAUCAUUUAGACAUGUUGAGACACUAUGAAUAUUUUUGUGUAAACUUUCUAUUCCUGAAAUCCCUGAUUUCACAAAGGCAUUGAGCUACACAAACAUCCAAAAGUUCAAAUUAUGCUGGUCUGGCCUCCCCAAUGCUAAUAAUUGGGAAGAAAAUCCCGAAGAGUUGACCAAUCUAAUCAAAGGACUAGCAACUUCACCAGACUUGAAGCUCAGCCUUCAAGAAGUAGACUUAAGAAGAUGCGGAGUGGAUAUAGCCAUGGCUACAAGCCUACUUGAAGGAAAUGGGUUCGGCUCUGUGAAGAUAACCAUUUAG